CACCAAGUUGCAUUCAUUCACCAACUCAUUCCACUCUCAGGGCUUUUUUUAAUAGCCCCAUGUCGGUCAUGGGAUGGUUUACAGGCUAUUUACUUCUCCCGGAUUGUGGGUUCCUAGGAACCUGUUUCUUCCCCUUCUGUGCCAACUCAGCAUAUUUUGUUUUCGAUGAGGAAAUUAUCCAGGAUUGAAGACCCUAGGGAGGUGUACAACUGGAGGGUGUAUACGAACGCAUUGAUCGCCACUUCCGCUGCAGUCAUGAUUGGAUACGACUCGGCCUUCAUCGGGACAUCGAUAUCUCUCGCGAGUUUCAAAGCGGAAUUCGACCUCUUGAACAAAUCAACCGCAGAGUUCAAUGUCAUUUCAGCCAAUAUUGUAUCGAUGUAUCAGGCCGGGUGUGUUGUCGCCAGUUCAUUAUGAGGCUCGGGUAGUUGACUCUUUCUUUUCUAAAAACAUUAGAUGCUUUUUUGGCGCAAUCAUUGGAUACCCAGUAGGAUAUUUCUCGGGUAGAAAAUGGGGCUUGUUUGUUUCAGGCUUAAUUUUCUGUGUCGGAGCUGCCCUGCAAACCGCUGCUUCCUCGAGUACGGGGCUUGGCAUUCUUUAUGCGGGACGUAUCAUCGCUGGCGUUGCCACUGGUAUUGCCUCUAACCUUGGUCCAAUCUAUGUCGCUGAAAUAUCGCCUCCUGCCAUACGCGGUCGACUCAUCGGAUUAUACGAACUAUGUUGGCAGAUUGGUGGUACAGUCGGCUUUUGGAUUAAUUAUGGCGCCUCUCAAAACAUCCCUGCUGGACGAACCCAAUGGGUACUUGCGUUUGCUGUACAGCUCAUUCCCGGUGGACUCCUUCUCCUAGGAACUCCUUUUCUCACCGAAUCACCUCGUUUCUUGGUGUCUCGAGGGCGAAAUGCACAUGCCCUGAAAUCUCUUUCAUUCCUUCGAAAGUUGUCUCCCGACCAUACUUAUGUUGUAGAAGAAUUGAGCAUGAUUGAGGAAGCUAUCAAGCACGAGAGAAGCUUGGCGGGAGCAGGUUUCUUUGGUCCGAUGAAAACUUGCUUUGCAUCUACAAGGUUGUUGUGGAGAAUCGCCUUGGGGUCUAGUCUCUUCGCAUGGCAGAAUACUACCGGCAUUAAUGCGAUCAACUAUUAUUCACCCACCAUCUUUAAGUCGAUCGGCGUCUCAGGUCAGAGCACUUCAUUGCUUACCACCGGAGUUUAUGGAAUUAUCAAGUUGAUUGGAGCAUUGAUUUGGCUUCUGUGGCUCAUCGAUCGAUUUGGUCGACGGCCUCUGCUUUUCGUGGGUUCUGCUGGAGGGGCGUUCUGCAUGUUCUAUAUCGCUGCAUUCAUUGCCAUCGCCCAACCUGAACGCCAUGUGACAGCGACUAUUUCUACUGGUGGACGCAGUGCUAUCGCCUUCUUUUACCUGUGGACGAUUUUUUACAGUCCUUCGUGGAACGGCACCCCUUGGGUUCUGACCGCCGAAAUGUUCCCUCAGCAUAUCAGAACUUUUACUCAGGCAUGCAUGGCAGCGAGUAACUGGCUUUACGCAUUUCUCAUCGCUCGUUUUACGCCUCAAAUGUUCACCGCAAUGGGGUACGGCGUCUACUUAUUCUUCGCGAGCUUGAUGGUCCUUUCAAUCGCUUUUGUGUUUAUAUUCAUACCCGAGACCAAGCGCGUCCCGCUAGAAAGAAUGGAGGAUCUGUUUGCUCCUGGUGUUCCAGCCUGGCGUGCUCAUGAUCUAGUCAUGAAGAAAAUGAGGGAAGGAGAAUUACCAGGUACAAGAAGUGACGCAGAUAUUUCAGUCAUGCGAUGUGAAGAACCUGAAUAUGUUAAUAAAACGUAGCAGGAAAACUAUGAAAGGAUCGGACUUGUAUAAUCGGUCCAGAGAAACUAGGGACGAGGGCCC
This is a messenger RNA of Marasmius oreades (fairy-ring Marasmius), 1897 nucleotides long. RefSeq lists its product as uncharacterized. The record is from RefSeq and is a predicted model, not a curated record. Gene Ontology annotation, biological process: carbohydrate transport; transmembrane transport. Gene Ontology annotation, molecular function: carbohydrate:proton symporter activity. Bases 353 to 1834 code for a protein of 493 amino acids. Gene Ontology annotation, cellular component: membrane. The transcript is spliced from 10 exons. NCBI's taxonomy places the organism in Eukaryota, Fungi, Basidiomycota, Agaricomycetes, Agaricales, Marasmiaceae.